This is a messenger RNA of Pipistrellus kuhlii (Kuhl's pipistrelle), 981 nucleotides long. Its product is annotated as putative olfactory receptor 52P1. The record is from RefSeq and is a predicted model, not a curated record. The coding region runs from base 16 to 981 and encodes 321 amino acids. Gene Ontology annotation, biological process: G protein-coupled receptor signaling pathway. Gene Ontology annotation, molecular function: olfactory receptor activity; G protein-coupled receptor activity. Gene Ontology annotation, cellular component: membrane. The transcript has a single exon. NCBI's taxonomy places the organism in Eukaryota, Metazoa, Chordata, Mammalia, Chiroptera, Vespertilionidae.
CAUCUCAUCCAGACCAUGGAGUCUCAUAAUCACACUAAUCUGGACACUUCUCUUUUCUUCCUCCUGGGCAUCCCAGGAAUGGAACAGUUCCACCUGUGGCUCUCACUCCCUGUGUGCUGCCUGGGCACUGCUACAAUUGUGGGCAACAUAACCAUCCUGGUUGUUGUUGCCACCGAACCAGCCCUGCACAAGCCUGUUUACCUGUUCCUGUGCAUGCUCUCCACCAUUGACUUGGCUGCCUCCUUUUCCACAGUUCCCAAGCUCCUGGCCAUCCUCUGGUGUGGAGCUGGACAUAUCUCUGCCUCUGCCUGCCUGGCACAGAUGUUCUUCAUUCAUGCCUUCUGCAUGAUGGAGUCCACCGUGCUGCUGGCCAUGGCCUUUGACCGCUAUGUGGCCAUUUGCUACCCACUCCGCUAUGCCACUAUCCUUACUGACACCAUCGUUCUUCGAAUUGGAUUGGUAGCUAUGGUGCGGGGCUCCAUACUCAUGCUCCCAUGUCCCUUCCUCAUUGGGCGUUUAAGCUUCUGUCAAAGCCGUGUAAUCCCACAUACAUACUGUGAGCACAUGGCUGUAGUGAAGCUAGCCUGUGGAGAUACCAGGCCUAACCGCGUGUAUGGACUGACAGCAGCACUGCUGGUCAUUGGGGUUGAUCUGUUCUGCAUUGGUUUCUCCUACGCCUUUAUUGCACAAGCUGUUUUUCGCCUCUCAUCUCAAGAAGCUCGGUCCAAGGCCCUAGGAACCUGUGGUUCCCAUGUCUGUGUCAUCCUAAUCUCCUAUACACCAGCCCUCUUCUCCUUUUUUACUCAUCGCUUUGGCCACCAUGUUCCACUCCAUAUUCACAUUCUUUUGGCCAAUGUCUAUCUGCUCUUCCCGCCUGCUCUUAAUCCUAUGGUUUAUGGAGUUAAGACCAAAGAGAUUCGGGAAAAGGUUAUCAAGGUGUUUGUAAAGGGGCAGGGAACUGGUGCCAAGGCAUCUGAAUGA